CUGCAGUGCCCUCCUUUUCUCACCGUAACACACCCUUACUCCCUCUCUCUCUCUCUCUCUCUCUCUCUCUCUCUCUCUCUCUCUCUCUCUCUCUCUCUCUCUCUCUCUCUCUCUCUCUCUCUCUCUCACACACAAACACACACACACACACACACACACACACACACACAAUCAUACACGAGUUCACCUCUUGCCUGUUCUCUCCACAUUUCCAAAGUUUUUUCUUCUUUUCGAGGCUCUUUUGAAAGAAUUUUCCCACUGGCAGUACUUGAAGGACCAAAAGACAGAUUGAAAAUUUGACCUGGUUGGCGGAUAGACUGAUAUUUGCAAGGGAGAAAAGCCAUCAGUCAGUAUGCGCUGUGUGAGUUUGUUGUUGCAGUCGGCUUGCUUCUUGGUCCUGAGCUCUGCAGUGCGGGGAGGCCCAGUCCAAUGUCCCAGCCAGUGCCACUGCCACGGCGACCUUCAGCAUGUCAUCUGUGACAAUGUUGGGCUGAAGAAGAUACCCCGGGUGUCGGAAACCACCCGUUUGCUGAACCUGCAAAGGAACAACCUGGGCAAUCUACCUACAGGGUCCUUCAGCGAAAGUAAGGGGCUCAUCUCCCUGCACUUGCAGCAUUGUCAGAUCCGCGAGAUCGGAGCCCAUGCCUUCAAGGGGCUGAAGAAGCUUAUCUACCUCUACCUGUCCAACAAUGAGAUCAAUAGCAUGAAGCCUGGCGCCUUCGACGACCUGACUGAACUCACCUACCUCUACUUGGAUGGGAACCAGAUCAGCGACCUGUCUAAAGGCAUCUUCUCACCCAUGAUCAACCUCUUUAUUCUCCAGCUCAAUGACAACAAGCUCCGGGAGCUGCGGCCAGGCACCUUCACCGGCGCCAAAGACCUACGCUGGCUGCACAUGAGCGGGAAUGAAUUGAGCAUCCUGCAGCCAGGCUCUCUGGACGAUGUGGAGAACCUGGCUAUAUUACACCUGGAUAGGAACAAGCUGUCCACCUAUCCAAGUGCUGCCAUGAGCAAACUGCGGGUGGUGGAGGAACUAACACUGGCCAAGAAUCCCUUGAGGAGCAUCCCAGACAAUGCCUUCCAGAGCUUUGGACGUUACAUGGAGAAACUAUACCUGGACAACAUGGGUCUGGAGAAGUUCUCCGAUGGUGCUUUUACUGGUGUGACAGCAAUCAAAUCACUGAACCUGGACAACAACAAGCUCAAGUCCCUACCCAAAAGCCUCGAGUUUGGUACCAUCACCAACCUCACUCUCUCCAACAACCCUUGGAGCUGCACGUGCCAACUCGCUCCUCUUCGGAGAUGGAUGGACUCCAGCCGCAACCGUCCUGACAUGCUGUGUGCUUCUCCGCCCCAGCACAGAGGCAAGCAAGUCAGAGACAGCACCGCCUUCAGUGGCUGCAGAGUCAAGUCAAAGAGGGCCAAGAAGGGCACUCGUCACUGAGCAGGAGACACCGAGGGGAGGCCUGUCCAGGUGACCGGCUACAUGUGCAAAGAAAACAACGCUAACUCACAUGCUACUUCAAGGCUGACUGUCCAUCUAUUUAUCUGCCAAGUGUUUUUGCUAGUGUUAACAUACUCAAAAACAUGUUCGGAUACAUAUGCGCUCUCUUUCACAGCCAGAGACAGACACACACACACACAAAUAUAUUCAUAAACACAUAAAACAGAACAAAUGGACCAAAAGGGAUUUAGAGGACCAAAGAUUGGUAAAUCACAUGAAGGCUAUAGUAAAAAGUAGCAAUCAAUUCAGGUAACCACCAAAAUGAAGGGAUACGCAUAGGGGAAUGAGGAGCAUUGUGCAUGUCAGGGGCAUGUUGAAGCUGUUUCAUGCUGAUUUUAGCUGUAUAUAACCCUUUAGAGGCCAAGGUAAAAGACAUUCUGGGUGACCUGACUUCUAUGUAGUCGGAAGUGGUUUCUUCCAGCGUGAUGAAGAAUGCUGACAGGGUGCACAAAAUCAAUGUUUACAACGCACACCAUAACCACCUCACUUGCCAGUUCUCAGCCCAUUUGAACCUUCUUAACAGUUGCUGGACAAGUGUCCGAGAUAGCGUUUCCCACCUCCACCUACCAAAACAACCCAUCUAUUACCAAGACGCACCGGAGCUGUUCAUGCAGCUUUUAACGGUGUCCCUACUUUAUGUUGCCAUCCCCUUUAUUUUGCUAGUUACCUGAACAAAAUGAACAUUAAAUCAAUUCUAACACAGCUAAAGACAAAACAAAAACACAAAGAGACACACAUCGCCUUUCAUCCCCUUCUGUAAACCGGUGAGGAAUUUGUCAAGCAUCCCACAGCCGUCAGCCACGCCGGCGGCCAUGUUUGUUUUCCUACUCCUGCCCCUCGUGAUGACAACUUUACACCCUCCUCCUCCCACCUGCUGCCAUGGUAAUGCCCCGCAUUCCCCACCCACACUUAAACUAAAACGAACAAAUGGAAACCUUCUCAUAGUCACUUUUAUUUAUCAUGGGGCACAAUCCCGCUUGCCCUGUCUCACAUUUGUGGUGAGAAUUUUCUCCCUAACCAGAGAAAGCCUGGAGAGUGAAAAGUGACGAUGAAAAUGGCACAGGCAGUAAAUUUGACUUGACCCGAUCUCCCGUUCGCAAAGUUAGCACGUCACAGCGCGGGCAGCUGAGAACACUUAUCUCCAACAGGCUUAUAAGACCAUGAGAUUCUGAUGAUGAUGUGAGCGAGCUUGACAGGUGUGGGAAUGAAAACAGUCGUGGACAAAUUUCCAAAUCGUGUUUCUGAAUCGGUGCCAACUUGAUCUAUGGAAGACAACCAUUCCGACAUUCCAUAAAACUGGAUUUAGGCCGAUCCUUGCACAAAUGAGGACUUUCACAUGUAAGAACUUAGGAAGAAACAUGUCUCUUGCCUAAAUGAUGAAUUACCAUGCAAACAUGACUUGUAUUGCAUUUUCACUUUCCUUUCUUUGCCAGUGCUUUGUAAUAUACUUACAGGCUAUGUGACAUUUUACCUUAGCAAACUGAUUUGAUAACAAAAGGUUAUGAUAGGUUAAAGCACACCAAUGUGAAGGGCAAGUGAUGAGUCUUACGCAUGUUAUGCAAACUGAACAUUUUUACAUUUUAUGACUUUUGGAAGUGAUAAUAGCUCACAUCCAAUAAAACUUCUACA
Messenger RNA from Lampris incognitus (smalleye Pacific opah), 3133 nucleotides. RefSeq names its product chondroadherin (gene chad). Gene Ontology annotation, molecular function: protein binding. The record is from RefSeq and is a predicted model, not a curated record. Lineage: Eukaryota; Metazoa; Chordata; Actinopteri; Lampriformes; Lampridae. The transcript is spliced from 4 exons. The coding region runs from base 353 to 1444 and encodes 363 amino acids. Gene Ontology annotation, cellular component: extracellular matrix.